Argentina anserina (silverweed cinquefoil) is the source of this 921-nucleotide messenger RNA. Its product is annotated as 40S ribosomal protein S6-1. Gene Ontology annotation, biological process: translation. The coding region runs from base 20 to 769 and encodes 249 amino acids. Gene Ontology annotation, cellular component: ribosome. The transcript is spliced from 6 exons. Gene Ontology annotation, molecular function: structural constituent of ribosome. The record is from RefSeq and is a predicted model, not a curated record. Lineage: Eukaryota; Viridiplantae; Streptophyta; Magnoliopsida; Rosales; Rosaceae.
UUCUGUUGCGGCCGCCAACAUGAAGUUCAACAUCGCUAACCCCACCACCGGUUGCCAGAAGAAGCUCGAAAUCGAUGACGACCACAAACUGCGUGCCUUUUUUGACAAGAGGAUCUCCCAGGAAGUGAGUGGAGAUGCCCUCGGAGAGGAAUUUAAGGGAUACGUCUUCAAGAUCAUGGGAGGCUGCGACAAGCAAGGUUUCCCAAUGAAGCAGGGAGUGCUGACCCCUGGUCGCGUCCGCCUCUUGCUCCACCGAGGAACCCCUUGCUUCCGUGGUCAUGGAAGGAGGACUGGAGAGAGGAGAAGGAAAUCUGUCCGUGGGUGCAUUGUCAGCCCCGAUCUUUCAGUCUUGAACUUGGUUAUAGUGAAGAAGGGCGACAAUGACCUUCCUGGUCUGACAGACACUGAGAAACCCAGGAUGAGAGGUCCAAAGAGGGCAUCUAAGAUCCGAAAGCUCUUCAAUCUAUCAAAGGAGGAUGAUGUCCGAAAGUAUGUGAACACAUACCGUAGGUCAUUCACAUCGAAGACUGGUAAGAAGGUGAGCAAGGCUCCUAAGAUUCAGAGGUUGGUCACUCCUUUGACCCUUCAAAGGAAGCGUGCGAGAAUUGCAGACAAGAAGAAGAGGGUUGUGAAAGCCAAGUCUGAGGCUGCUGAGUACCAGAAACUCCUCGCCUCAAGAUUGAAGGAACAAAGAGAACGACGGAGUGAGAGUUUGGCCAAGAAAAGGUCCAGGCUGUCCUCAGCUACGAAGCCCUCUGUUACUGCUUAGAACUAUGCUCCAGUUUUUAAGUUUUGGAUUACAAGAUGGAUAUUACGACUUUAUUUCUGUGUCUUCUGUUUUUGACUGCUCAAGUUACUUUCCCUUGAUGCUUCUGAGCUUAUUGGAUUUUUGAGUAAUAUUAAAACCUAUGUUUGAUUAUU